ACAUCGCUCGGAGCACAUGGCCUGUGAGGAGAACGUUCAAGCCAAAGUGGUGGUAGAGAAGACAUGGCCUCAUUCCAUAUCUGCCACUACAAAUCCACCUUCCAAUCAAAGGCCCACUCUCCUCCAAAUCAAUCCCCACCUUCCAUCCUAACAAGUCAAGUGGCUCUUAUCUCCAAAUACACCCCCUACAAACCCAAUUGUACCAAAUUCAACAUAUCCAUCCGUCCAAAACACACCCAAAUCUACAACCAUGUCGAUCAGUCCAUCGAAUCAUCAUCCACCGCACACGAAUCGCCCUUGACGAUCGGGAUCGUUGGAUUCGGAAACUUCGGGCAGUUCAUCGUGAAGGUGCUGAAGAGACAAGGCCACAAUGUUCUAGCAACGUCCCGAUCGGAUUACUCGGACUACUGCCAGCAGCACGGGAUCGAAUACUUCCGUGAUGUCGACGGGUUAUGCUCCCAACAGCCAGAUGCGAUAUUAGUGUGCUGUUCGAUAUUGUCGACGGAGAGUGUCAUUCGAAAAAUCCCAAUUCACAAGCUCAAGCCCAACACCAUUUUCGCAGAUGUGUUGUCUGUCAAAUUGUUUCCGAGGAAUCUCUUUCUAGAGGUUCUUCCGCCGGGGUUUGGGAUAGUCUGCACGCAUCCGAUGUUUGGUCCGGAGAGUGGAAAACAUAGCUGGGCUGGAUUGCCGUUCGUCUACGACAAGGUCCGAAUUACAGAGAAUAGUAUCCAAGAACAGAAAUGCAAUCAGCUGUUGAGUAUUUUUGAGAAGGAGGGAUGCCUAAUGGUGGAAAUGUCCUGUGAAGAACAUGACCGACAUGCCGCAGGCAGCCAGUUCAUAACUCAUACAAUUGGAAGGAUCUUGUCCCAUCUCAAUUUGGAGUCUACACCCAUCAGCACAAAAGGAUACGAGACUCUCUUGCAACUGACUGAAAAUACGGUCAGCGAUAGCUUUGAUCUCUACUAUGGCCUAUUCAUGUACAACGUGAACGCCACCGGGCAGAUUGAGAAUCUUGACAGAGCUUUGGAGACAGUGAAACAAAAGCUAUUUGGGAGGCUACACGACAUACUGAGAAAGCAAAUCGUAGAGAGGGUGCCAAUGCAAGGGCUGGCCCACAAGAAAAGGGAAGUCAGUACUUCUACAGCAUACUUCUUACCUAACACCCACGGAAUCAAGGACCUUAAUUCCUUAGCCAUGCCUUCUCCACCACGUGAACGCAAGGAGGAGGCUGUCCCACUUGCUCCUGAUUGA
Messenger RNA from Magnolia sinica, 1251 nucleotides. RefSeq names its product arogenate dehydrogenase 2, chloroplastic-like. Gene Ontology annotation, molecular function: NAD+ binding; arogenate dehydrogenase (NADP+) activity; prephenate dehydrogenase (NAD+) activity. Gene Ontology annotation, biological process: L-tyrosine biosynthetic process. The transcript is spliced from 7 exons. Lineage: Eukaryota; Viridiplantae; Streptophyta; Magnoliopsida; Magnoliales; Magnoliaceae. The record is from RefSeq and is a predicted model, not a curated record. Bases 64 to 1251 code for a protein of 395 amino acids.